UGGAUUCAUAUCAUGGCAGGAGAAGAGAAGAGGUAACAAAUAAAACUAGCCAAAACAAAGCCCUUAAACCGAGAGAGCCUUGCACUACAAAUGAAGCAGGAAGAAGGAGAAGAAGCACAAAAGCUGGUACAUGGAAUCAACAUAGAAAUUGCAGAAACAAAGCUAGAACUAACAGUAGAUGAAGUAGUAGAAGGCUACGUAGGAUCCUUAGGAAUCUCGCAGCUACUGCAUGUGUUUUUGGUAUCUUUGGCAUGGAUCUUCGAUUCCCAAAACACAUUGGCUACCAUCUUCAGUGAUGCACAACCACCCUCUUGGAGAUGCAUAUCACCACAUCUUCAUGCAGAUAAUACUACGAUGGCUCCAGCGAUGGCGGCAGCGUCUUUGUGCAGCUCCAUCGGUGACAGCAAAGGGGGUGGCUCUGUUUGUGGGCUACCGCCGGGGACAUGGGAGUGGCUUGGUGGGAAUAGAAGCUCCACUAUCGCUGAGUGGGGUCUCAUCUGUGAUCGAAAGUUCCUUGCUUGUGUACCAGCUUCCCUUUUCUUUCUCGGCUCUCUUUUGGGGUCUGGUGUGUUUGGGUUCCUAGCAGAUGCAUACCUGGGUAGAAAAAGAGCAAUGCUUCUCUCAUGCAUUUUAACCUCUACAACAGCUUUCCUCACUUCCCUCUCACCAAAUAUUUGGAUUUAUUCACUGCUCCGAUUUGCAAAUGGUUUUGCUCGAUCAGGAAUUGGCAUUUGCUGUCUUGUUCUAUCCACUGAAUCUGUUGGUCGAAAAUGGAGAGGCCAAGUUGGCCAGUGCGGCUUCUUCUUCUUCUCUGCAGGCUUUCUUUCUCUCCCUUUAAUUGCCUAUCAUUGUAGAACUUCUUGGAGGAGUCUAUACCAAAUCAUUUCACUUCUUCCUCUUGUCUACUCUCUCCUUUUUCUCCCUUUCGUCUCUGAGUCUCCUCGUUGGCUGCUUAUAAGGGGCCGAAGCAAAGAAGCUCUUGAGAUACUGCAGAGAUAUGCGAGACUCAAUGGCAAGAUGCUACCCUCCAAUUUAAGUCUUGCUAAUCCUUCCAUGUCUAAAGUGGGCGGUGAAGCAUUAGCUGAAACCAAGUCAACUGAAAAGGAAAGCCUGUGGACCACUCGGUGGGCUGCUAAAAGAAUGAUCGUGGUUAUGAUAACUGGUUUUGGAGUUGGUUUUGUUUAUUAUGGUGUUCAGCUAAACGUGGAAAAUCUAAAUUUCAAUCUCUAUUUCACAGUUGCACUCAACGCAUUGAUGGAAAUACCUGCAGUUGUUAUAGGAACUAUACUCUCGAGCGUCACAAACAGGCGUCUUCUCUUCUCUCAGUCUGCAUUCAUAGCAGGAGUUUCAUGCAUUCUUUGCAUCGUUUUCUCACAUGGAGGACGAGCAAAGGCCGAUGAAUCCGGUGGGAGUUGGCCUCAACUUAUCAUUGAAGGAAUUGGGUUCAUGGCAGCUUCAACAGCAUUUAAUAUCCUGUAUAUUUACUGUGUUGAGCUUUUCCCCACAAACGUCAGAAACUCUGCUGUUUCAAUGUUGAGGCAAGCCUUGAUGUUGGGGGCUUCUAUAUCACCUUUGAUGGUUGUGCUUGGUCGUUUGAGCCCGUCACUUUCCUUUCUGGUCUUUGGAUUUCUUUCCAUCUUCAGUGGGGUUAUGAGUUCAUGGCUACCCGAGACUAAAAAUGCUCCUCUUUAUGAGACACUAAAGCAGCAAGAAGAAGAUGAAAAACAGAGUAGUGAAGUGAAAUGA
This is a messenger RNA of Hevea brasiliensis (rubber tree), 1746 nucleotides long. Its product is annotated as organic cation/carnitine transporter 1. The transcript is spliced from 2 exons. Bases 91 to 1746 code for a protein of 551 amino acids. Gene Ontology annotation, cellular component: membrane. Gene Ontology annotation, molecular function: transmembrane transporter activity. NCBI's taxonomy places the organism in Eukaryota, Viridiplantae, Streptophyta, Magnoliopsida, Malpighiales, Euphorbiaceae. Gene Ontology annotation, biological process: transmembrane transport. The record is from RefSeq and is a predicted model, not a curated record.